UUCUCAGCGCUCAAUUUCCUGGCUUGUCUCACUUUACACACUAGUUUUAUAAAAAAAAAACGCCAAUGAAGAAUAUUGUUGUUCUAACCGGCUCGUCGCACCCCAAGCUUGCGCAGCGCAUCUGCGACAACCUUGGCAUCGAGCUCUCAGAGUGCAAACUGGGCAAGUUUUCGAAUCAGGAAACCAGUGUCGAAAUCAAAAACUCGGUCCGUGAGAAGCACGUAUACAUUAUCCAGAGCGGCUGUGGGCGCGUCAAUGACAAUGUGAUUGAGCUGUUUAUCCUGGUGCAGGCGUGCCUGAUGGGCAGUGCCAAGCGCGUGACGGUGGUGACGCCGCUGUUCCCGUACUCCCGCCAGUCGGAGAAGUCGCAGAAGAAGCGCCUGCCGCAGCACCAGAUUGGAUCCGAGAUCAUGAGCUCGCUGACGCAGCAGGCCGACGGGCCGUCGUCGCUGCCCCAGGGCACGUUCGCGCAGAGCUUCAUGGGCAUGAGCAUCGGCGAGGGCGGCUACAGGCAGUGGUGCGCCAGGGCUGGCACGCUGGUGGCCAACCUGCUGCAGGCUGCAGGCGCCGACCACCUGAUUGCGAUGGACCUGCACGAUCCGCAGUACCAGGGCUUCUUUGAGAUCCCGGUCGACCUGAUCUACGCCGAGCCGUGCAUCAUCCAGUGGAUCCGCACCGAGAUCCCUAACUGGCGCCAGGCGGUGGUUGUCUCGCCGGACGCUGGAGGCGCCAAGCGCGCAACAUCGGUGUGCAGCAAGCUGAACCUGGACUUUGCCCUGAUCCACAAGGAGGACCUGGCCAACACCAAGGAGAGCAUGGGUCUGGUCGGCGAGGUCGCCGGGCGGCCGGUGAUUGUGCUCGAUGACAUGAUCGACAGCGGCAGCACUAUCUAUGCGAUUGCUGUCCACGGUGUGUUCUCGGGCCCCGCUCUCGAGAUCAUCAACAAGUCGCCCAUCACCCAGGUGGCCUGCACCAACACCGUCCCCCAGGAGGAGUUCAGGAAGCUGUGCCCGAAGCUGGCCACGAUCGAUAUCUCGACGAUGCUGGCCGAGAUCAUCCGGCGCACGUUCAAUGGCGAGUCCGUGUCGCAGCUGUUUGUACACGAUGAGCAAUUCUAA
Linderina pennispora is the source of this 1118-nucleotide messenger RNA. Its product is annotated as phosphoribosyl pyrophosphokinase. The transcript is spliced from 2 exons. The record is from RefSeq and is a predicted model, not a curated record. Gene Ontology annotation, cellular component: ribose phosphate diphosphokinase complex; cytoplasm. Gene Ontology annotation, molecular function: ribose phosphate diphosphokinase activity; magnesium ion binding. Lineage: Eukaryota; Fungi; Kickxellomycota; Kickxellomycetes; Kickxellales; Kickxellaceae. The coding region runs from base 66 to 1118 and encodes 350 amino acids. Gene Ontology annotation, biological process: purine nucleotide biosynthetic process; 5-phosphoribose 1-diphosphate biosynthetic process.